UUACCAUUUUACCGUCGCGGGCUUAUAACAACAUACAGAAAACUUACCUUUCGUAUCGACUGUAGUCGUCAGUGAGUGUUUCGCCUUCGAGUAAAUAGGUACACAAAAGAAUUUUAGAAGACUAUGGAUACGAAAUUGAGUUGAUCAAAAAAGUGUUGAAGUUUUUUUUUGGUUUUCGCGUUGUGUAUCACUACCGUGUUAUCAAACACAUUAAUUGGAUUAUCUUUUUGGAAUAUUUUUUGUAAAUUUUAAUUGGAAUCAUGAGGACGCCAACGGCGGCAGCCUUAUUGGUUUGCUUGACCGUAUUAAUUGCAGAAGUGUUUUCACAGGAAUUAUUUUCGUGUCCAAAUGGAUGGGAGCUACGAGGCUUGAACUGUUACAAAUAUUUUGGCAUCAAACAUUCAUGGGAGAAGGCAGCUGAACUCUGUAGACGUUAUGGAUCUGAAUUGGUUGCUAUUGAUUCCUAUUCGGAAAACAAUAUGACACUGUCCAUUGCCUCUUCGGCCGACCCCAACAAACGUUUUUCGGAUAAAUACUGGUUGGGUCUAGCAUCAUUGGAUGACCUACGCACCAAUACUCUGGAAUCUGCUUCCGGUGGACUAGUGUCACAGUACUCCGGAUUCUGGUCAUUGAAUCAACCGGAUCCCAAUUCGGGUGAAUGUGUUGCCGUUUCAUUAGCUGGUAUGAUGCAGUCAUGGGGAUUGGACACCUGCGAAAGUCUUCUACCGUUCAUGUGCAAAUCAACGGCAUGCCCCCAAAAUUCACUGCAUUGCUCCAAUGGCGGUUGCGUCAAUCAAGCAUUCAAAUGUGAUGGCAACGACGAUUGUGGGGAUGGUACGGAUGAAUUAGAUUGUCCAGCCAAUUGUAAUUUCCAUAUGCAAUCGGGAGGUGAUGUGAUCGAAUCGCCGAACUAUCCACAUAAAUAUGGAGCGCUGAGCAAAUGCAAAUGGACGUUAGAAGGACCACAAGGCAGUAACAUUGUUUUGCAGUUCCAAGAAUUUGAAACUGAGAAAACAUUCGAUACUGUGCAAAUCUUGGUUGGUGGACGAACCGAAGACAAAUCCGUUUCUCUAGCCACUCUAUCGGGCAAAGAAGAUCUGGCUAACAAGCCAUUUGUAACGGCUUCCAAUUUCAUGAUUGUGAAAUUUACAUCCGAUGGUAGUGUUGAACGUAAAGGAUUUCGAGCUACUUGGAAAACUGAACCUCAAAAUUGCGGUGGCACACUGAGAGCAACUGCUCAGGGUCAAAUACUUACCAGUCCUGGAUAUCAAAAGCAAUAUCCGGGAGGAUUAGAAUGUUUGUACAUCAUUCAGGCGCAGCCGGGUCGAAUAAUUUCUCUUGAAGUUCAAGACUUAGACUUAAAUGCUGGUCGAGACUAUGUUUUGGUUAGAGAUGGAGACUCACCUAUGAGCCGUGGAAUUGCUCGCCUAACUGGAUUGGCCAAGGAUAAUGCGAAAGUAAUCAUUUCAACUGGCAACAAAUUAUACGUUUACUUCAAGACAAGUCUAGGUGACUCAAGGAAAGGUUUCAAUAUUAGAUAUACUCAGGGAUGUAAAGCAACGAUAACAGCUUUAAAUGGUACAGUAUCGUCGCCAGCCUUUGGCCUUGGAGACUAUCCAAGCAAUCAAGAAUGCAUGUACAAAAUUCAAAACCCGUCCAAGGGACCACUAUCCCUUCGCUUUGAUAAAUUCAAUGUUCAUCAAAGUGAUGUUGUGCAAGUUUUCGAUGGUUCCUCAACAUCAGGCCUGCGUUUACAUUCCGGCGAUGGAUUUACCGGAGAUAAAGCACCACGUCUUACUCUAACAGCAUCUUCCGGUGAAGUGCUAAUCAAAUUCGUCACAGAUGCUCUGCACAAUAGUCCUGGUUGGUCAGCUACAUUCAGUGCAGAUUGUCCAGAUUUGAAACCUGGCAGCGGAGCACUUGCAUCCAGCCGUGACACAGCCUUCGGUACAAUGAUUACUUUCACGUGCCCUGUAGGACAAGAAUUCGCCACCGGCAAAAACAAGAUUCAGACCGUUUGCAUGAAAGGUGGUAACUGGAGCGUAGACUACAUUCCAAAGUGUCAAGAGGUGUAUUGUGGACCAGUGCCACAAAUCGAUAACGGAUUUUCCAUCGGAUCAUCAAAUGUAACUUAUCGCGGCAUUGCAAUGUAUCAGUGCUACGCUGGUUUUGCUUUCCCAACCAACGCUCCAAUUGAGAAGAUUUCAUGUCUAUCCGAUGGCAGAUGGGAACGUCAACCCUCUUGUAUGGCAUCUCAGUGCGUACCUCUGCCCGAAGUUCCACAUGCAAAUGUAACUUUGUUGAAUGGCGGCGGUAGAAGUUAUGGAACGAUUGUUCGAUUUGAAUGUGCACCUGGGUACGAGCGAACUGGGCAUCCAGUUUUAAUUUGUAUGUCAAACGGCACAUGGAGCGAUGAAGUACCGAAAUGUACGAGAAAGCAAUGCCACAGAUUCCCUGAAAUUAAGAACGGAUUUAUCGUGGAUCAAUCUAGACCGUACUUCUUCGGAGAUGAAGCUCGUGUCCAAUGUUACAAAGGGUAUAAGUUGAGUGGACCAAAUAUCAUUCGCUGUUCCACGGAACAAGAGUUUGACAACACUCCAACUUGCGACGAUAUCAAUGAAUGUGGAUCGUCCCAGUGCGAUGCUGCAUCUACGGAUUGCAUGAACACUGCCGGAUCUUUCUACUGCCAAUGUAAAAAGGGAUUCAAUCCAACCACAGAAUGUAGACCUGUUGGUGAUCUAGGCCUAGCAAAUGGAGGUAUUCCUGACGACAGCAUUACAGUGUCAUCGACAGAGGAGGGCUACCACAAAGGGAUGGUGAGACUUAAUUCCGUCGGCUGGUGCGGAAACUCCAUUGAACCCGGCUCGAAUUGGGUACUCGUUGACUUCAAGGCACCAACAAUUAUUAGAGGUUUCCGAACCAUGUCUGUACAACGAUACGACGGAAAUGUUGCAUUUACAUCUGCAGUACGUUUGCAGUUCUCUGACGAUUUGGCAGAUGUUUUCAAAGACUACGCAAAUCCUGAUGGAACAGCUGUAGAAUUCCGAAUCCUGGAACCAACUCUAUCGAUUUUAAAUCUGCCAAUUCCCAUUGAGGCGCGUUACGUUCGAUUCCGAAUCCAAGACUAUGUAGGAGCUCCAUGCAUGCGAAUGGAAGCUAUGGGCUGUACCCGAUUGGAUUGUGUGGAUGUAAACGAAUGUGCGAAAAACAAUGGCGGUUGCGAUCAAAAAUGUUUGAACUCGGCCGGAAGUUAUUCUUGCUCGUGUAAUACUGGAUUCGAACUGUUCACCGGUAAUGGCACCGCAGGAUAUUUCAUUGAAAAAUCAGAAACCGGUGACCGAGACGGUGACACGAUUCAGAAAAACAAAUCUUGUGUACCAGUCAUGUGUCCUGCGUUAACCGUACCCGAAAAUGGUAAAUUGUUAACAAGCAAAGCGAAGCAUCAUUUCGGUGAUUUGGUGAGGUUCCAAUGCAAUUUCGGAUACGUAAUGUCGGGCAGUUCGUCACUUCUCUGCUUGUCAAGCGGUCAGUGGAACGCUACCGUACCAGAAUGCAUGUAUGCAAAAUGCGUUUCUCUACCGGACGACAAAUCCAAGGGACUAGCCGUUAUACGUCCAGACCAGGAAAGUGUUUUAGUGCCAUUCAGAGACAAUGUAACGUUGACGUGUAGCUCACCAGGAAGACAAUUACGAGACACAGCAACAUCAGGUUUCAGACAGUGCGUCUAUGAUCCUAAGCCAGGCUUCCCCGACUAUUGGCUUUCUGGUUCUCAGCCAUCAUGUCCGCGAGUUGAUUGCGGUGUCCCAAUGCCGACACCAGGAGCAGAAUAUGGUCAACAUGCUGACACCAAGUACCAAAGCUCAUUCUUCUUCGGUUGUCAACAUACAUUCAAACUGGCUGGUCAAACCGGUAAACACGAUAAUGUUGUUCGUUGUCAAGGCAACGGAAUCUGGGACUUUGGUGAUUUGAGAUGUGAAGGACCUGUUUGCGAAGAUCCCAGUCGCCCAAGCGAUGGCAUUCAAAUUUCAAGAAGUUAUGAACAAGGAUCCGAAGUAUUGUUCAGUUGCUCUCGACCGGGUUACAUUUUAAUAAAUCCCCGACCAAUUAGCUGCAUCCGGGAACCCGAAUGCAAAGUAAUUAAGCCGCUAGGCUUGUCGUCGGGAUUAAUUCCAGAUAGUGCUAUCAAUGCCACAUCGGAACGACCAAAUUAUGAAGCAAGAAACAUUCGAUUGAACAGUGUCACUGGCUGGUGUGGAAAAGAAGAAGCCUUUACAUACGUAAGCGUUGAUCUUGGCCAGGUGUACAGAGUGAAGGCUAUCCUAGUGAAAGGCGUUGUGACGAACGACAUCGUCGGCCGACCGACUGAAAUUCGAUUCUUCUACAAACAGUCGGAAAGCGAAAACUACGUUGUCUACUUCCCCAACUUCAAUCUAACCAUGCGAGAUCCUGGAAAUUAUGGAGAGCUUGCGAUGAUCACACUGCCGAAAUACGUUCAAGCCAGAUUUGUGAUUUUGGGUAUUGUUCAGUACAUGGACAACGCCUGUUUGAAAUUCGAAUUGAUGGGCUGUGAGGAGCCAGCUCAAGAACCACUUUUGGGCUACGAUUACGGAUACUCACCUUGUGUCGACAACGAACCACCAGUUUUCCAGAAUUGUCCACAACAACCGAUUGUUGUACGUCGUGAUGAAAACGGAGGUGUCAUGCCAGUAAACUUCACUGAACCAACGGCAUUAGACAACUCUGGAUCAAUUGCUCGAUUGGAAGUGAAACCACAGAAUUUCAAGACUCCGAUGUACUUAUUCCAAGACACGGUUGUUAAGUAUGUUGCAUUCGAUUACGACGGAAACGUUGCUAUAUGCGAAAUCAAUAUCACCGUGCCAGACGUUACUCCACCAUUGUUGAGUUGUCCACAGAGUUAUGUGAUUGAACUGGUUGACAAACAAGAAAGCUAUUCGGUGAACUUCAACGAAACACGGAAGCGAAUCAAAGUGUCUGAUGACUCGGGUGAUGUGAAGCUUACAUUCAUACCAGAUAGAGCCACCAUACCGAUUGGAACAUUUGAAAAUGUGACCGUUGUCGCUACCGAUCGAUUUAAUAACAAAGCAAUGUGUCACUUCCAAGUGUCCGUCCAAGCCACACCUUGUGUCGAUUGGGAAUUACAGCCUCCAGUCAAUGGGGCAUUGAACUGCUUGCCAGGAGACAGUGGAGUUCAGUGUAUUGCUACAUGCAAACCCGGCUACAGAUUCACCGAUGGAGACCCGGUCAAGACUUUCUCGUGCGAAACGUCUCGCUUAUGGAAGCCCACGUCUGUAGUUCCUGAUUGCGUUUCCGAAAACACACAACAAGCAGACUACCAAGUUACAGUUACAAUGAAUUAUCGUGCCAAUGGAGCCGUUGCUCAAGCUUGUUUAGGUCAAUAUCAGGAUCUUCUACAGCAAUACUAUGGCAACUUAAAUCAACUGUUGUCGCAACGUUGUUCCGCUGUAAACAUCAACAUGAACGUGUCGUUUAUCAAAUCGAUUCCGACUUUGUUGGAGGAAAAUGUUGUGAAAAUGGAAUUCCUUUUGGUAAUUAUUCCCGCCGUAAGACAACCACAACUGUACGACCUGUGUGGAUCCACUUUGAAUCUCAUAUUUGACCUUAGCGUUCCUUACGCCAGUGCCGUUAUUGAACCGUUAUUGAAUGUGUCGAGUAUCGGAAAUCAGUGUCCGCCACUUCGAGCAUUGAAAAGCUCAAUUAGUCGCGGAUUCACGUGUAGUGUCGGUGAAGUUUUGAACAUGGAUACGAAUGAUGUACCACGUUGUUUACAUUGUCCUGCUGGAACCUUUGCCGGUGACAAACAAAAGUCAUGUACCUACUGCCCGCGAGGAUUUUAUCAAAGUAGAGACAGACAAGGAUCGUGCUUACGAUGCCCACCGGGAACAUACACGAAAGAAGAAGGCUCAAAGGCCAUCAGUGCUUGCGUUCCAGUUUGCGGCUAUGGAACAUAUUCACCGACAGGAUUGGUACCGUGUCUCGAAUGUCCACGAAAUUCCUACACCGGCGAACCGCCAACUGGAGGUUUCAAGGAUUGUCAAGCAUGUCCAGCUGGAACAUUCACAUUCCAACCAUCAGCUCCAGGAAAAGAUCGUUGCCGUUCGAAAUGCGCACCAGGAUUUUAUUCGAAAACUGGUCUCGCUCCCUGUUCAGCUUGUCCUCAAAAUUUCUAUCAAAGCGUUGCUGGUAUGACAGCAUGUAGUGAAUGUCCCACCAAUAUGAAAACAGAUGGACAAAGUGCAGCCGGUCGUGAAGAAUGCAAACCGAUCGUUUGUACAGAGACCUCAUGUCAACACGGUGGUCUGUGUGUUCCAAUGGGACAUAAUAUUCAAUGCUUCUGUCCAGCAGGAUUUUCGGGUCGACGAUGUGAGAUUGACAUAGACGAAUGUGCAUCGCAGCCAUGUUAUAAUGGAGGACAGUGUACCGACUUACCACAAGGCUAUCGGUGCCAAUGUCCACCUGGUUACUCUGGCAUCAAUUGUCAAGAAGAAAUGAGUGAUUGUAGAAACGACACAUGCCCUGCACGCGCUAUGUGUAAAGAUGAACCUGGUUUCAAUAACUACACUUGCCUUUGUCGAAGCGGCUACACAGGCAUCGAUUGUGAUAUAACUAUCGAUCCAUGUACAGCUAGUGGAAAUCCAUGCUCAAACGGAGCGUCAUGUAUAGCUUUGCAACAAGGACGUUAUAAAUGCGAAUGCAUAUCAGGCUGGGAAGGACAACAUUGUGAGAAAAAUAUCAACGAUUGUGCGGAGAAUCCAUGUUUACUCGGAGCGAACUGCACGGAUCUAGUUAACGAUUUCAGCUGUGGGUGUCCUCCUGGAUUUACCGGAAAGCGUUGCCAAGAAAAAAUUGAUCUUUGUCUCUCUGAACCGUGCAAGCAUGGCGUUUGUGUCGAUCGACUUUUCAACUAUGAGUGUGUUUGCCAUCCUGGAUGGACUGGAGACUCGUGUGAUAUUGACAUAAUGGAUUGUGCUCACAAUCCUUGCGAGAAUAGUGGAUCAUGUUUGGAUCUAGUCGACGGUUAUACAUGCAAUUGCGAACCUGGAUACACUGGCAAAAACUGUCAACAUGCUAUCGACGAUUGCGAAAGUGCACCAUGCCAAAACGGUGCUACGUGCAUUGAUCAACUCGAUGGAUUCACUUGCAAAUGCCGGCCAGGCUACGUUGGUCUGCAAUGUGAAGCUGAAAUCGACGAGUGUUUGUUAGAUCCUUGCAGUCCAGUGGGAACAGAGCGUUGUGUUGACCUGGACAAUCGAUUCGAGUGCAUGUGCCGAGAAGGUUUCACCGGAAAAAUGUGCGAAACAGACAUUGAUGAUUGUGCAUACUCUCCGUGCUUGAAUGGUGGCCAAUGCCGGGACCGUAUCGGGUCUUUCGAAUGCAUUUGCCUACAAGGAUGGACUGGUGAUCGUUGCGAGAAGGAAGUUGCAACAUGCACUUUACAGAAACCGUGCCAGAACGACGCAACAUGCAUUGAUUUGUUUGAAGAUUAUUUCUGUGUAUGUCCCAGCGGAACGGAUGGCAAGCAAUGUGAAACAGCUCCGGAACGUUGCAUUGGCAAUCCUUGUAUGCAUGGCGGCAAGUGCAGAGAUUUUGGCUCUGGAUUGAAUUGUUCGUGUCCUGAAGAUUAUACCGGAAUCGGUUGUCAAUAUGAGUUUGAUGCAUGCGAUGCCGGAGUUUGUCAGAAUGGCGCUGAAUGCAUUGACAAUGGAGUGGGCUACACUUGUGUCUGUCCGAAAGGAUUUGCUGGUAAAAAUUGCGAAGAGGACAUCACCGACUGCAAAGACAAUUCAUGUCCUCCAGGCGCAACUUGCAUAGAUCUGGCUGCCGGUUUCUAUUGUCAGUGUCCAUUUAAUUUGACGGGAGACGACUGCCGAAAAACUAUUCAAGUCGAUUACGAUCUAUACUUCAGCGAUGCCACAAGAUCAACAGCCGCUCAAGUAGUACCAUUCUACACUGCCAAGUCGUCGAGCAUAACAAUCGCCAUGUGGGUUCAAUUCGCCCAAAAAGACGACUCUGGAAUCUUCUUCACUUUAUACUCCGUCGAAUCCGCAAACAUUCCGAACAAACGUCGACCACUGAUCCAAGCUCAUUCCAGCGGCGUGCAAGUGUCCAUUUUCCCUGACUUACAGGACGCUUUCCUAUCGUUCAAAGAGUAUGCAACAAUCAAUGACGGGCAAUGGCAUCACAUUGGUAUUGUGUGGGAUGGAAAAAUCGGUCAGUUGAUGCUCAUUACGGAGGGACUUAUUGCAAGCAAAGCGGAAUAUGGUGGCGGCAGAACAUUCCCUGAAUUUGCAUGGGCUGUGCUAGGCAAACCACAACCAGAAAAGACAAACAGUUUGACCUCGUCAGCGGUCACUUACUCAGAAGCCGGAUUCCAAGGCAAAAUAACUAAAGCACAAAUCUGGGGACGAGCUCUCGAUGUUUCAUCCGAAUUACAGAAACAAGUACGAGAUUGUCGCAGCGAACCGGUUUUGUAUCGAGGACUUCUUCUCAACUGGGCCGGCUAUGAAGUGACAUCUGGUGGUGUCGAGCGUUCAGUACCUUCGUCGUGUGGACAGAAAAAAUGUCCAGCUGGUUAUACUGGUGCACAAUGUCAACAAAUCGAAGUAGACAAAGAAGCACCUCGUGUUGAACAUUGCCCUGGAGAUUUGUGGGUGAUUGCCAGAAAUGGAUCAGCAAUCGUAACCUGGGACGAACCACAUUUCAGCGAUAAUGUCGGAGUGGUUAAGGUCAUUGAACGGAACGGUCAUCGACCUGGUCAAACUUUGCUUUGGGGAACGUAUGAGAUCACUUACAUUGCAUCAGAUGCUGCAGGAAACAGUGCCACAUGCAAUUUUAAGGUAUCGUUGUUGUCAGAAUUUUGUCCAGCAUUGGCCGAUCCAUUGGGCGGAACCCAAGUGUGCAAAGAUUGGGGAGCUGGAGGACAGUUUAAGGUGUGUGAAAUUUCAUGCCAUUCGGGACUACGAUUCUCGGAAGAAGUUCCUGAAUUUUAUACUUGUGGUGCUGAAGGUUUCUGGCGUCCAACAUCUGAUCCAACACAGUCAUUGGUGUAUCCAUCGUGUUCACCUGCUAAGCCUGCUCAACGCGUAUUCCGAAUUAAAAUGUUAUUCCCAUCCGAUGUGCUAUGUAAUGAAGCCGGUCAGGGUGUUCUACGGCAACGUGUCAAAAAUGCCGUCAACUCGCUCAAUCGCGAUUGGAAUUUCUGUUCGUAUUCAACAGAGGGCUCAAGGGAAUGUAAGGACGUUCAAAUCGAUAUCAAUUGUGAUCACUACAGAGGUGGCAAUGCGAAUCGUGCUAAGAGACAAAGUGAAACGUCAGAUGAUGGAGGCACUUACGUUCUGGAGGCACAGAUUCCAGUUGAAAACAAUGCACCUAAUGUGGAUGUUGAUGUGGUUGGUCUUUCGUCUCGUGCCCGUCAAGGCCGGCAACAAAAUGGUGAUACAUACACUUUGGAAAUCGCAUUCCCUGCUGUCAAUGAUCCCGUAUUGCAUUCAACCACUGGCGAACGAUCCGACGUACGAACAUUACUUCAGAAACUUAUUCUCGAAGAGGAUCAGUUUGCUGUUCAAGAUAUUCUUCCAAACACAGUGCCAGAUCCAGCUUCAUUGCUUCUGUCAUCUGAAUACGCUUGUCCUAUUGGUCAAGUGGUUAUGGUGCCUGAUUGUGUUCCAUGUGCUGUCGGAACAUUCUAUUCUGCUGCCAAUAAAACUUGCAACCCAUGUCCCCGUGGAACGUAUCAAUCGGAAACUGGUCAGCAACAAUGCACAAAAUGUCCAGUUAUUGCUGGUAGAAUGGGAGUGACUGCCGGACCAGGUGCGAGAUCAGCGGCAGAUUGUAAAGAACGCUGUCCGGCCGGUAAAUAUCUUGAUCCGGAUACUGGUUUGUGUCAACCGUGCGGUCAUGGUUUCUAUCAACCGAAUGAAGGUUCAUUUUCUUGCGAACUGUGUGGCUUGGGACAGACUACACGAUCAUCCGAAGCUACUUCACGGCAAGAAUGUCGCGACGAAUGUUCGUCAGGUAAACAGCUCGGUCCCGAUGGCCGAUGUGAACCGUGUCCAUCUGGUACUUUCCGAACUCAAGGCGUUCAGCCAGCUUGUACCAGCUGCCCAAUUGGUCGAACAACACCGAAAAUGGGUUCAUCAUCCAUCGAAGAGUGCUCGUUACCGGUGUGUGCUCCGGGUACAUAUUUGAAUGGAACCAAGAACAUGUGCAUCGAGUGCAAGAAAGGUUUCUAUCAAUCGGAAUCACAACAGACAUCUUGCAUUCCAUGUCCACCGAAUCACAGUACGAAAACAGUUGCCGCAACUAGUCGCAGCGAGUGUACAAAUCCAUGCGAAACGAUUACCGAAGGCCAAGCACACUGUGACGUUAAUGCAUACUGCAUUCUGGUGCCGGAAACUUCCGACUUUAAGUGUGAAUGUAAACCAGGCUUCAACGGAACUGGAAUGGAAUGCAAAGAUAUGUGUGAUAACUUCUGUGAUAAUUCCGGUGUUUGCGUCAAAGAUCUAAAGGGAACGCCAUCGUGCCGCUGUGCCGGUUCAUUUACCGGACCGAAAUGUUCCGAACGAUCGGAAUUCGCAUACAUUGCUGGUGGAAUAGCUGGUGCUGUUAUAUUUAUCAUAAUUAUCGUAUUGCUCGUUUGGAUGAUCUGCGUGCGAUCGAACAAGAAGAAGGAUCCAAAGAAAAUGCUGACACCGGCUGUCGAUCAGACCGGAUCGCAAGUGAAUUUCUACUAUGGAGCUCAUACAACGCCAUAUGCCGAAAGUAUAGCACCGUCGCAUCACAGUACAUACGCUCAUUAUUACGAUGAUGAAGAGGAUGGCUGGGAGAUGCCGAAUUUCUACAAUGAAACGUACAUGAAAGAAGGUCUUCAUGGAGGUAAAGUCAACACAUUAGCCCGAUCGAAUGCCUCACUGUAUGGAACGAAAGACGAUCUCUACGACCGACUAAAACGACACGCUUACACUGGUAAAAAGGAUGAAUCUUUUUCGUAGAGAAAAGUGACAGUGACAGCGAAGGACAGUAAAACAUACACACGCUCACACAACGUGAAAACUAAUUGAUUCAACGUUUCGAUUUUAAAAUUAACAAAAAAAAAACAUUUUUUUGUAUUUUUCCAACGCACUUCAAGCAAUAGUGUUUUUAAUGACAGAUGCCAAAUAGAAUAGUAUGAAAAAAUGUUCCACAUUUUUUUACAGUGUCAAAUGUUGUUCGAUACACUGACCAGUUUCAGCACUCUAUACUCUAUUUACCACUCAUGUUUGAAGUGCGUUGAUUUUUCCAAAUCUCGAUACAAAUGUUAUUAUUGCGUGUGUGAUCAUGAAAUUGUGGAUUUGUAUUCUGUUUUUGGGAAAAUCUCCUGUUCGCUACAACGAAUGAUAAAGUUUUUCUACUUUUUUUUUUAAAUAAAUAAAAUGGACAAUACUCAAAUGGAAAGAAAAUCGUUUUUUGUUGUAAAAUGUUUUGCUUAGUUUAGAAUGUGUGAAUGUAAUUUACUUAAUCUUUAGUUAUUGGCUUUUAUUUUGGAAAAAUCUCGUUAUCAAAACCACGAACACGAACGCAAAUCAUUGAAAAUCUGAGAUUAGUAAUAAGGAACCAAUUGAAUUUACAAUUGAUUUCAGAACAAACGAAUUAACGAGAUUGUUCCGACUUGAAAGGCAUUUGGAAUUAAUUUUUAUUUUAGCAAAUAAAUAGGUUUCGUAAACAACGAGAAAUUAAAAAAAAAAAUAAUUAAAUUAAAUAAAAUUUAAUGAAGCAACGAAUUGCAAUGAUCGUUUAAAAUCGAAAUAUAUUUAAUUUAGUCAUUUGAUUAAAAAUAAAAAUGGAAAUAAAAGUGCGACACAAUUAUGAAAAAUAGCUGGGUCUUUUCGAAAUAUAUAAUUUAAAUUAUCGAAAAUAUUUAUGAAAAGUUUCUUUUUAUUAAAUAAUUCUUAAAUAAACCACUUACAAACACCAGUCCUCAUACAAUUCAUAAAUAUUUACAUAUUAUGUAGACAUUAGGUUAUUAA
Messenger RNA from Bradysia coprophila, 12044 nucleotides. It is a transcript of the gene uif, whose product is annotated as sushi, von Willebrand factor type A, EGF and pentraxin domain-containing protein uif. The record is from RefSeq and is a predicted model, not a curated record. NCBI's taxonomy places the organism in Eukaryota, Metazoa, Arthropoda, Insecta, Diptera, Sciaridae. Gene Ontology annotation, molecular function: Notch binding; calcium ion binding. Gene Ontology annotation, biological process: Notch signaling pathway.